Messenger RNA from Folsomia candida, 1544 nucleotides. Its product is annotated as elongation of very long chain fatty acids protein 6. NCBI's taxonomy places the organism in Eukaryota, Metazoa, Arthropoda, Collembola, Entomobryomorpha, Isotomidae. The transcript is spliced from 8 exons. Gene Ontology annotation, cellular component: endoplasmic reticulum membrane. Gene Ontology annotation, molecular function: fatty acid elongase activity. The record is from RefSeq and is a predicted model, not a curated record. Bases 364 to 1230 code for a protein of 288 amino acids. Gene Ontology annotation, biological process: fatty acid elongation, saturated fatty acid; very long-chain fatty acid biosynthetic process; fatty acid elongation, polyunsaturated fatty acid.
ACACAUGUUGUUGCAUUAACGGAAGAGAUUUCAUAGAAUGGCAAGUAUACUUAAUAUUACUGGUUUACUAACUCACUGUUGAGGAUGAGUCUCAUGCAUCUGCAUCAUCACACGCCUAUCCACAUAUCUAUCUCAACGUACUACUUAGCGAAACACAAAAACCUACAUUUCAAUUGUACACAAGAUCAAAGUUGCCAAACCACCCGAAACUAAGACGGAAGAUCUUUUAUAUUUCCAAAGUUUUCUCAAUAUUCAGUCCACCAGAGUUGUCUGUGGACAAAAAUAGAGCAAAUCCGGUUGACAAUAAUAACUUAUUGUGAGUAGUAGUCAGUGAAGUUCUGUGAUAUUGGCAGUUCUAAAGUUAUGGGGCGUGUGAAUAACCUGACCGGAGUUCCUAUCGUAUUUCCGGAUUCUGGGCACGAUGGCCCUCCCGUCGAACCUCAUUAUGACGAUCGAUAUCUUCACAUUUAUCAAUGGGAAAAAUAUGACCACACGAAAUGGCAUGAUUGGAUGCACAGAAACUGGAACGUUAGUUUAUAUGCGUCGGGAAUUUACGUGAUUUUAAUAUUUCUGGGCCAACACUUGAUGAAGAAUAGGGAACGGUUCAAUCUCCGGAAAACACUCCUCGUUUGGAAUAUAAUCCUCGCGUCGUUCUCAUGCAUGGGAUUUCUCCGCUCAAUCCAAGAGUUAAUAUAUGAAUGGACAGUUUCCCCAAUUGGUGGUCUCCAACGCUCGGUAUGCUUUGCGGAUAAUCAUAAUGUGGCGACUUCUUUGUGGGGACUCUUGUUUGCUUGGUCCAAGAUCCUGGAGUUUGGCGACACUGCUUUCAUCGUCCUGAGGAAACAGAAGCUUAUUUUCCUCCACUGGUUUCAUCAUAUCACUGUCUGCAUAUACUGCUGGUUCGCUUAUUCGUCCUAUGAUCCUUCAAGUCGAUGGUUCUGUACAAUGAACUAUGCUGUACACAUGACAAUGUAUACCUAUUAUGCAGCUAAGGCUUUGCAUAUAAAAAUCUACAAAUAUAUCCCGAUGGCGAUCACACUCUUCCAAAUCGCCCAAAUGGUCCUCGGUGUGAUCAUAAAUAUUAAUACUUAUUAUAUUAAGCUCUCUGGUCAAGAGUGCAGACGACCAAUAAGCAACAUUCAUCUUGCUUUUGCAAUGUACGCUUCGUACUUUGUUCUAUUCGCCCGGUUCUUCUGGAAAGCGUACUUCCGGAAAACGAAGUCAGAAUAAUUAUUGAAUGAUUGUAAUAAAUAGUUGCCAAAGUGUAGACCUGAUGUUGACAAAUGUAGCUUUAAUAACAAUUAAUUAUUUGGUGGAGACAUUCUUACCUGAUUUAUUAUUUAUUUAUUAGAAUUUAAAUAACAAAUGCAAAUGUAUUACUUAUCAGUCAAUGGAAAAAAGAGUUAGACGUGUAUGUAUAUAGUUACAUAUUUAAUGGUUUGUUAGAAGUUAACCCACUGCUCAAAUAAUAUUUCUUAAUGUAUACCAAAGUAGAAACAUAAUGUAUACCAAAGUAAUAAAUGGGUUUAAUUUGUUGACUAAGA